Molecule: messenger RNA, 5696 nt
Organism: Zeugodacus cucurbitae (melon fly)
Lineage: Eukaryota; Metazoa; Arthropoda; Insecta; Diptera; Tephritidae
Gene: trh
Product: protein trachealess
Exons: 9
Coding region: 1209-4004 (931 amino acids)
Biological process (GO): regulation of transcription by RNA polymerase II
Molecular function (GO): DNA-binding transcription factor activity, RNA polymerase II-specific; protein dimerization activity; RNA polymerase II transcription regulatory region sequence-specific DNA binding
Source: RefSeq, a predicted model, not a curated record
AUACAUCGUUGAAUUAUUCUGCACGUACUCGUCGCCAACUUCGGACGCACUGUGUGUAUAGUCGCCAAGUCAUACUGCGUACGUUUUAUUCUCGUACACUUCCUUUUGUCGUUUUCGGUAUUGCACCAGCGCGCAUACUAACUAAACUGUGCCAGUCUAUAUCACUUUCUUUUGCAACGGUAUCGACGGUGCGACCAUAAUCAGAUUUCUCAACAUAGAGUGCAAGUGUGGAGUGGUCGGUGGACAAUGGCGGGUGGUAGUAGAUAAGCUACCCCAGUCAUGCAUAGUGGUAAUCGCCAACUACGUGUAAUUGUUGACCACAAUUGCCAACCAGAUCGCAUUCGGUGUUGAGCACUCACACGCAAACAUCCCUGCACCAGCCUCUCCGGGCACACGGGACUUGGCUGAGAUAUCACAAUUAUAGACAAGGCAUAUACCGCAACGUGUUGCCAUUAAGUACGCACGAAACGUAUAACAACGCAUUGGGACGUGCAGUUGAUGUGGACCGUUCAGUACGCGGUCAAUAAAACUCAAAGUCAUCUGAACGCACAUCGCGUACGGUCCGUACUCGGACGCGGUAGGAUUCAAUUGGAAUUACUAAUCUGAAUUUGCCGAAUUCGGCAGACAGAAAAUCGCGAGUGCCAACCGGAAGGCCACAACUAACGCCAGCCGAUAACCUUCAUACGUUUCCUCAUUGUAAAUUGAACCGCCUCCCACAUUUCUAGUUAAAAAAAAAUGCCAGUGAAAUUUGUAAAUUGAUUCAAUCGGAGAUUGGUGUGAGUGUGUCUAUGAAAGUGAAAUGAUUAAAAUAUACACGGAAAUAAUCGUUAGUUAAUUGUAAAAUUUAACACUUCAAUAAAAUACAGAAUUUGUUUAUUCGUGUAAAUAUCGGAAUAUAUGCGCCAGAGGAAUACAGAGAUCCUUAAAAUACAUACAUAUGUGAAUUAUAAUGCGCACGUUUAUGUGAUUGAAAAAGUGUUGAAUAUUCAGACAAAAAAUAUCUAAAAUCGAAAAAUAUUAUUAAAUUGAAGUUUAAUUGUGUGAUAAGGGUGCCAUAAAAUUAAAUGCAUAUAAGCUAUGCAUAUAUUUACCAUGAAGCAAUAGUGGCCGCAUACAUUUCCGAAUUCAUUCAGUUACAAAGCGAAUAAUUAUUGUACUCUCAGUGCAAAACAACAAAUAUAAAAAGAAUUAUUUAAUUAACAUCCGACAUGCUACCCUAUCAAGCUGUCGCAAUGGAUUAUGCUGGUUACCAGCGGCAGCCUACACCCGGACAUCCUGGAAAUCACAUGUCAGCCAUGGGCCCGCUGAGCAUGCCCGGUGUGCCGGCUGGACCCUUCACACACUCAUGGCUGGUGCCAACACAAGAUCUGUGCGCUAUGCCAUACGGCAAAAUGGCAAGCCAGCACCAAGGUGGAGGAAUGCACGGCCCACAACAGCCCAUCGAGCCAGGAAUUCUCGAACUAAGAAAGGAAAAAUCCCGAGACGCGGCCAGAUCUCGACGUGGCAAGGAAAACUAUGAAUUCUACGAAUUGGCGAAAAUGCUUCCUCUUCCAGCGGCUAUAACAAGCCAAUUGGAUAAGGCUUCCAUUAUAAGACUGACAAUAAGUUAUUUGAAAUUAAGGGAUUUCUCUGGACAAGGCGAUCCCCCAUGGACCCGAGAGCCAUCGAGUAGUAGCAAAUUAAAGAGUGCUGCAAUUCGUCGUAGUCCCGCCGUAGAUUUAUUCGAGCAACAUCAAGGCACUCAUAUAUUACAGUCACUGGACGGAUUUGCAUUAGCAGUUGCGGCAGAUGGUCGAUUUCUAUACAUAUCGGAAACGGUAUCCAUUUACUUGGGCUUGUCACAGGUAGAAAUGACCGGAAGUAGCAUAUUCGACUACGUCCAUCAGAGCGAUCACGCCGAAAUUGCCGACCAACUUGGGUUAAGCCUAACCAAUGGCGGUAUUUCAGCUGGUGGCAACGGCAAUGGUACAACUGGAUUGGGGUCCCCCACAUCAGGAGCGUCAGACGACGGUGUUGGUACACAUGGAACGAAUAACCCCGACGUAUCUGCACAAAUGACCGUGUCCUCCACCAGCGGAUAUAAAGGUUAUGAGCGAUCGUUUUGCAUUCGAAUGAAAUCUACACUCACCAAACGAGGCUGCCAUUUCAAGUCAUCCGGCUAUAGGGUGGUUUUGCUAUUGUGCAAGUUGCGACCGCAAUAUACAUUUUCACAUACGAGAAAAUCUCAGCCGCCAUUGUUAGGUAUGGUCGCUCUAGCAAUUGCCCUGCCUCCUCCUUCCGUUCACGAGAUACGUCUGGAAUGCGACAUGUUCGUAACCCGAAUAAAUUUUGAUUUCCGAAUAGCACACUGUGAGCCAAGGGUAUCUGACCUGCUCGACUACAACCCGGAAGAUCUUGUCAACAAGAGUAUGUACAGUUUAUGUCAUGCUGAGGAUGCCACUCGGUUACGAAAAAGUCAUAUGGACCUAAUAGAAAAGGGUCAAGUUCUCACUGGAUAUUUUCGACUGAUGAACAAGAACGGUGGCUACACUUGGUUGCAAACCUGUGCUACGGUUGUUUGCAGUACGAAGAAUGCUGACGAACAAAACAUAAUUUGUGUCAACUAUGUUAUCAGUAAUCGAGAAAACGAGAAUCUCAUAUUGGACUGCUGCCAAAUGGAGCCUACUGUGGAUUGUAUUAAACACGAAGAACUUGUGAGUGACAAGAACUCUGGUUCACCUAGCAGUGAUGCAGCACCCGAAGGCCCAGCCGGUGUUGGUGGACAUACGAAAGACUCAUCACCGAAAGCGGAAGGUGAUGGACACAACCAACGUUCUCGUGGGCGGGGCUCAAGUUCCACAGUUAAUAGCAACACAAGCAACUUAACUUUAGUUAAAGAUAAUCCGAAUUCCGUAAGUGUUGAAAUGGAAAAUGUGGUGAGCUCUUUACCUACAACUGUGACUGCGCCAGCAGCAACCCCUACCACUACAACGAAACGCAAACGGAAAACCAAAGUAUCUAUGCAAAUCGAAGAAAACUCGGACGUAAACACAUCUAACGUUUCGGACACGGAUACGCAACCGCAAACGAAAAUACCUACAAUAGAACGGGAAGUGCCACGAAGCCGUUUGCCGUCGACAAUAGAGCAAAUCCCACAGCAGCAGCAGCAGCAGCAAACGCAUAUUGCCCAACAACAGAUACAACAGUCACAGCAAACACAUACUGAGGCCUCCGUGAAAGAUUUGGAAAAUGCUAUGACUAAACACUUGCCCUCACCCGGAAUAAAUGGUAGCGAUGCUGCAGUAAUUGCUACAGAUUUCAGCACCGACGCUUUAUUAAAACAACAGCAACAAAACGAAAAGAGCAGCACUAUACAGUGGAUUGGUGCGCCACACUAUCAACAGCCGGCGCAAAUGCCAGCCACUGCGCUACUGAGGCAACUUUAUGCAAAUCGGGAAAGCGUUAUAAGAGCCACAGCUCGCCAAACACCGACGGGCGUAUUUUACGGUGACCAACAGGGCGGACCUUUGCCCACACCCCCAGGCAGUGAGUCGUCCUAUGACAAUCACCAAUAUCUACAACUCCAUCCCGCCCAUCCACAAAAGUCUUCUUCAGAUGCAUUCACUAACUUAGUGUCCACAUACGGUGGCUACCACACCUCCAUCGAUUAUCAUAACGCUAUGACUCCUCCCAGUUCAGUUUCCCCGCGUGACAGUAACAAUACCAUAAAUGCAACCAAAGCAAGCUCUCAUAACAGCAACGGAUACGAUUAUACGGACUCGCUCCGAGUUCAGUAUACAGCACCGAACAACGCUGGCGAGAGUGGCAGCACCCCCGCACUACCGCUCAAGCCACAGCCAUACUCAGCGGCCACGGCCACCAUGCACCACCCCCACCCAAGUGCCGACGCCUCCAGCAUAACAUAUAGCAACUUAGAUCAAUCACAAUACUUCCCACCACAUUCCAGCUUUCAUUUAUAUCAUAAGGGUACACCACCGAGUGGCUGGUACUCGACACCAUCAUAGGUCAGCCUUCAGAACUGCAAUUUGCAGCAGCAGUGGGGAAAUCAGAAAGAGCAACAAUUACAACAAGUCGAACUGCAUUCUAAGGAGAGCUGGGAUAUUGUGGGAGCACUUGGAAAAGUUGCCCGAAUGUUCUUCAGUGCCCGUAGAGGGAAUUAAAGACAAAAACGCAUCUACUGACUGGAAUCGAACGCAGCUCAAUAUAGAUAUAUAUGUGCAUAUGUACAUGUAUGUAUAUAUAAUAUACAUAUAUAUAGUAUUGUUCGAAACAAUGUACUAUAUUCUCAGAUUUCUUUCUCAAAAAUGUGCGGUCCUUAUUAAAUUUAUAUAUGAUUUAACAUCUAUCAAUACAUAGCAUACACACAUACAUACGUACAUGGUACAGGUGCAGUGUUGUUGAAAUAAAUAAACCAACGCAUACUCAUAUACAUAUGUAAUUGUAUGUAUGCAUGUAUUUUAACCAUCUUCCAAAUUAUGCAAAACGAAAAUAUCUUUUGUGAAAUUCUAAAUUUUCUACAAAAAGUUUAUACCAACAAUAAGCAAUCAUUAAAAGGUCAUGGUCUUUAACAACACCCUCAGCUUAAAACUAACUGUAACUGUACUCACGAGGAAAGGAAUUCAAUUAAGAAGUAAUUUUUUGAUCAAAUGAAAACUCACAUCGGUAUUACUUAGGCAUGGUUGUACCUCAACGAAGUAAUGUACAUGACCCAGAACCAUCGACUUCAUAGAGCUCUAAGCCCAUAUACCAAUGUGCAUUAGUUAUUUUUAAAUUUCGUUUUACUUUCUGUUUACUUUUGACUUCGAUUUUGAUUUUUUUACAAACAUUCUGUACCCAUGCUGUUUAGUACAUGCACAAAUAGCUUACAAAACUAUCAUAAAAACUGUGAGGAUAUGGGCAUUAAACAUUUGUACAUUUCAGGAUUAAAAAUAUUUAUAAAAUGAACCAACUAAAAUUGUAUAUUUUUCGUAUACUAUAAGGUUAUAACUAAUGAAAAUACUCAAGAUGAACAGUUUCCAAUUAUUAAUUUAUAGCAAAUAACCAAUUGCUUGUAAAAGACUUAGAUAGUGUGCCAAUAAUGCAAAGACAAAAACAGAAUUUUACAUUUAAGGAAUUAGAAGUGCAUUUUGUAUUGUUAUUAAUUAUUUAAGCUACAUCUAGCGGUUUACUUAUAUAGAAUUAAGGACAAAUAUCUGCAUGUCGCAAAUACAACACAUUGACAUACAUACAUAUCAAUCGUUUUUUGUAUUUUGUUUAAAAAGCUUCCGGUUAUGGAACUGCACAUUCAAUUCAAAUGUUGUAAAUUAAUGUAAAUACAUAUAUGGAUGUGUAUGUGUAUAUACAUAUGUAUGUUCACAUAUACGUAUGUAUACUUAAUCACAAAUCCCUUUUGAUUCCCACCGCUCAUUUCUAAGCUUUUUUCGUUUAUAUGCUUUUGCAAUUGUUAAAGAAAUGUAAGUUGGUCUGUAAGUACCUUCUACAUAUUGUACAUAUACAUAUAUACAUACACAUUCACCUAUACCUAUAUAACAUAAACUUCGAUUGUAAACUUCGAUAUGUAAAUAUAUAUUUAAUUUGCAACACAGUUAAAAAUAAUAUACUACAUAUUUACGUAAAAAUAUGGGUGGGUUUCGAAAGUCCACCAUAGAAAAUGCACAUAGCAUACAUACAAAUAAUAAAAUCAUAUGGAAAAAUUA